Messenger RNA from Bursaphelenchus okinawaensis, 2780 nucleotides. The record is from the annotation of a GenBank genome assembly. NCBI's taxonomy places the organism in Eukaryota, Metazoa, Nematoda, Chromadorea, Rhabditida, Aphelenchoididae.
AUGACUGACCCGGCGGUGAAACCGCCCGAAUCUUCAUCUACCGCACUUACUACAGCAUCUACACAGCAAUCACAGUCGAAAAGUGAGACUAGUAUUCUCGCUGGCAUCGCUGGAUUAACCGAUGAUGAGACUCGGAUACUGAAGAAUGAGGUAUAAUUGAUCUUUUUGUUGCUUUUUGAUUUUUGGUGUGAAAUCUUGAAUUAUAUUAUAGUAGCUGCUAUAGUAAUGCGUUGGAUGAUUUAUACCAUAACUUUGUUCAUUUUAUAGAUAGAGAUGUGAAAUUUUGUGUAAUUGUAAAACAUUCGUUUGGUAAAAGAAAUCUUAAAUGAAAUUCUAAAAUUUAUUCUCGUUUUAAAGUUACUGUAGUUUUACGUACCCCACUUUUUCAAACUUUACACUUUAAUUUUUUAACCAAAACGAGAUAAUCAAGGAAAAUUUUAAUGCUACAUUAGUGAUUUUAAACAUAUCCUAACUGAUACACAAUUUUCAUAUUUUAACUUUGGUAUUAUCAACAAUUUCAUUUCCAGAACCCAAUAACCAAAAAGCUGAUCUACUCAUUGGCCGUUAUCGUCUUGGGUUCCUUUCAAUUCGGCUACAACAUUGGAGUCAUCAACGCUUCAGGUGUCUACAUCACAGCCUUUAUCGUGGAGAACCAUAAUGAGACCUACGAUGUGGAAUUGAGUGAGAAUUGCGGCCGAUGUUAUCUUUGGGGUGGCAGUUUCAUUGUUUGCUGCUGGUGCUGUUAUCGGAGCCUUGAUGAGUGGUCUGUUGGCGGAUCACAUUGGUCGAAGGAAGACAUUACAUUUCAACAAUAUCUUGGUGGGGAUUGUGGCGUUUUUGAUGUGCAUGGCCAAACCUUUAGGGUGUUAUCAGUUGUUUCAUGUUGGGCGGUUUGUGAUUGGGUUGAAUGCAGGUAUGAAAUUUGAUUUUAUAUUAAUUUAGGUAUGAAUUUUGGAGUUUUGAAAUGUAUUUUAGGUAUAAACUUUUGUUUUUAAAAAUAUUUUUAGUAAAUUUAGGUAUAAAUUCAUGUUUUCUGAUAUUUUUAUUCAAUCUUCAGCCAAUUUUAAUUGUUAAAAAUCAUAAUAAUAUUGUUUUAGGUGUGUCCUCAUCAGUUGUGCCGAUGUAUUUCACAGAGAUGAGUCCAGUUAGCCUUCGAGGAAGUGUUUCAAGUUUACCACAGCUUGUAGUCACAAUAUCCAUCUUGAUUUCAAUGAUUCUUGGCUUGCCGUUCUUCUUCGGAAGUGAUCAUAUGUGGCCGUUUUUGUUUGGUAUGUUAAUAUUGAUCGUAAUAUGAUGUUGUUUGUUGAUAUCUUCAUUAUUAUCAACUUUCUUAUAUUGACAUGCUUAGCAACAUCAUGGGAGACGUUUAUAUAUUUAGCCAUAAUGGUUGGAUUUCUGUAGUUGUUCAAAUAAUUCUGAGCCUCCUAACCCCGAAAAUUUGUUUUGAGUGCGGCACAGAAUUAGUUGAACAAGUAUUUUUAUCCCUAGAACAAUAUUUUUAGGUAUAAUCGUGGUCCCAGCCAUCAUCCAAAGCGUUUGCCUCUUUGGCGUGCCAGAGUCCCCUAGGUACUCCAUGGUUCUCAAAAACGACGUCGACCGUACCCUAGAAGACCUGAUAAAGCUGAGAAGGAGUGAUAGGAUUGGAGUGAUCGAAUGCAAACUCUUAGAGAUCGAGAGGAAUCAAAGAGACAGCUACGACGUCAUGAACGUGAUCACACUCGUAAACCACGUCGAGUACAGAUGGCCAAUGUUCCUGGCCGCUUUCCUGAUGAUGGCCCAGCAGUUUUGUGGGAUCAAUGCGGCUAUGUUCUUUUCGACCGAAAUCUACCGGUCGGCUGGGCUAAGUGACGAAGACUCGGUGUAUGCUUCAUUGGGCGUGGGCAUAGUCAAUGUGUUGAUGACGGUGGUGUCGGUGUAUCUGGUGGAUGUGCCAUUCUUUGGCCGAAGGUUGUUGAUGUUGAUUGGAAAGACUGGAAUGGCAUUUUCUUGUUUGGCACUGGUUGUUUCAAUGUACUGUGCAGUAAGUUGAAUUUGAAAAGGCUAUGUUCGGGUUACUGUGGCGCAUAUACCACCGGACUAGGAUCCUAGCUUUAGCGCAGUCUAACUUAUUUUAUCUUACAUUAUCUGUCCUACCUUAACUUUUCAUGCGCUAUCUUACCCUACCCUUUUCAAAAACUCAUUUUCAGAACAAUGGAGUAGCGGAGGGUGUAACACCGUACCUGUCGUGUGCCUUUCUACCCAUUUAUGUCAUGUUUUAUGCCACCGGGCCAGGGUCGAUUCCCUUUUUCUAUGUGAGUGAGAUCUUCCCAUCGUCAGCCAGAGCAUCAGCAUCAGCAGUCUGCCUGACUACGAAUUGGGUAUGCACAAUCAUUGUUGGAGUCGCUUUUCUACCGGUCGUGGUGAGUCUUUGAACUAUUUGGUGGUUCAAAUAAUUCUGUGCUCUGUAAUUCUGCAAAUUUGCGUUGAAAGGGGCUCAGAAUUAUUUGAACAAUCUAAUAAAAAAGUUUUGAAAAAAAAAUGAAUUUUUUAAUUUAAAAACUUCAAAAUCUCGAUUUAAAAUUUUUUUUUCUAAUUACAAAAUUUUGAAACGUCAUUUUUUAAUUUUUAAAUUAAAAAAAAUUUUGAAAUUUUAGAAACAACUGGACGAGUUCACUUUCUUGAUCUUUAUGUGUUCAUGCAUUGUGGCAGCGAUCGUCAUUUUCAUUUUCCUACCAGAGACAAAAGGUCGAACUUUGGACGAAAUUCAAUUGGAUAUGGAUAAAAGGAGGAUUUGUGGUUAA